UGUUUGUUGAUAACAGUUGGCAGAUCAAAAGCUAUUAUGUAUGACUUUAGUGUAAAUAUUUAUUUUUAAAUUGUGCCGUUAGAAAUUAAUUCAGCAGAACAUGGCACAUCAAUUCUCGCAACCAUCGAGGCGGAUACCGCCUCAUAUUAUCCUCUUUAAUGACAACAUAUACACGAAAUCUUUUACUCCGAAGGAAUACCAAGUUGAGCUGCUGGAUGUGAUUGAGGAAAACGACGUCAUCUUAUGUUUGACAAGUCGAGUUGCCCAAAAUUUUGUAGUUCUCCAAGUUUCCAACUGCUUUGCGAGCUACCAUGAUUGGAAAAAGCUAUGUGUAAUUGUCAUGGACGACGUCUCGUGUGCCGAGCAAAUUUUUCAGGACAUCUCAGACUUCUCGGCGCUUGACGUUACUAAAUUGGAGGACUCGGAUGAAAUCGGCAGCUCAAGGGUCCUUGUCACCUCCAGCGAAAAAUUGAUUGAGCUACACAAUGAAGAAGUUCUCGACUUGAACUCAAUACAACUCCUAGUUGUGGAUCAAUGUCACUUGUCCCUCCGUGAGGAUAGCAGUGUUGCAAAGCUGAUGCAGCUAGUUAACAAAAUGCCAAGGCGUCCAAGGAUUUUAGGCCUGACCACAUCUCUGUUGGGUAGCAAAGCAAAGUGUUCCGAUCCAGCUCAGUUGGAAGCCCAAAUUGUGCUACUUGAAUCUAAAAUGAAGUGUAGGGUAGAAGCGGCUAGUGACAUUUUGUCAAUUCUCAGAUAUUACCCUCAUCCUCACGAGUCUAUAGUAGAAUCAUCUUUGCACUUGAGCCAGUGCCCCGUGGCAGCAGAAAUUAAUCGGCUGAUUGAAGAGGCGAGAGCAUUUCUUGUUGACCAUGUUUACGACUUGGCUUCUCUUUACGGCGAUUUCAUCGAAGAAGAAAUUGGUGACCCCAAAUCCAUGCCACUUGCAGUCCUGGAUGAUCUUCAGUUUGUUGUCGAUACAAUGGGUGCAUGGUGUGCAGACAGGGCAGCUUUUGUUUUGCUUCUGAGAGUUGAAAAUCUGAAAGUGAAAACAAAAUACGAGCGUCACUACAUUCUGCUGUGCAUGAUCUCCACGCUGCUAAUCAAAGUUCGAGCUCUCUGUGAUAAUGAGUUUCAGCAGUUCGAAGAAAGCGAAGCCAUCAAGAAGUUCUCCAGCCACAAAAUUCUCAGACUUUUAGAAAUUCUUUCUUACUACAAAGACUCGCCUCAUAACCUGAAUUUAAGAUGGAGACACAAUCCAGAGACAGUAGAGAAAAGUGAAUCUACGAAUGCGGAAUCUAGUCAGCCUAAGGUGGAAGAAAGGGCAGGAAGGGGUUUCAGGAGAGGAAGACUGAACUUCCGGGGAUCCCCAAGGAAGUUCAGAAGGCCACCCAAUUUUUUUAUUCCCAUGGAUGGCGAGGCCGAGCCUCUCUGUGGCCUAGUUUUUGUCUCGCGACGAUUCACUGCUCAAGUUUUGUACAAUCUCCUCAGUGCAGCCAAAACUGCUAUACCCGAAUUAGCGUCGAUUAUGCCUCAAUUCACUGCUUCUUUGGCCGAAGAGGGAGAGCAAGUCAAGGACCUUGAAAAGGAGUACAGGAAGCAAGAGGAAGUGCUCAAAAGAUUUCGUCUUCGUGACUGUAACCUUUUGGUGUGCACCCCAAUUGUCGAAGAAAGUGUUGAGCUGCCUAAAUGCAAUUUGGUGAUUCGAUUCGAUCCUCCCUCCAGCUUCAAAUCAAUGGUGCAGUCUAGGGGCAGGGCUAAAGUGAGCAAUGCCUACUACCUCACCUUGAUGGAGAAAAACGCGUCCGGAAAAUACGUGGAUCAGUGGGCCAAUGCCAUUUGCCUGGAAAAACUCCUGCUUUCAAGAUGCCACAACAAUGAGCCUGACGAGGAAGACGAACAGCAAGCUGACGCGCUUUGCUCAUUAGUGGAGCCUUUUAACCCUAGCGGUGAUCGAAAACGGGGCUCUAUCGCCACUUGCGGGGCCAUGGCUUUAGUCAACAGAUACUGUUCCAAAUUGCCUUCUGACACAUUUACGAGGCUGACUCCUUUGUGGUGCUACGAGGAAGUGAAUGGCAAAGUCAGGUGUCGUCUGAGAUUGCCAAUCAACUCGCCAUUUAAAAAAGAAGUGGCCGGCCCUCUCACUAUCUCCAAAUCAUUUGCAAGACGCUUGGCCGCUUUGGAUCUUUGCAAAUGUCUCUUUGAAAUGGGCGAACUUGACCUUGACCUGCAGCCGGUUGGGAAGGAAAAAUUCCUGGCUCAGGAGCAAGAGAAACUCGGGCUGAACCACCACGAAGAAGAAAUAACCGAAGAGGAAGAGGAGGACACAGAGAACGCCGUGGAGUACAGGCCAGGCUCCACCAAAAGAAGGCAGUACUACUUCAAGAAGGUGGCUGACUCCCUGAUGGAGUGCAGACCUGAACCAUGCGAGGGUGCAUACUUGUACUUUAUCAAUUUGAAACUGAGUUGUCCCUUGCCCGAGGAGCAAAACACAAGGGGCAGGAAGAUUUACCCUCCAGAAGAUUCUCCGAAAGGAUUUGGAAUCCUAACCUUGAAACCCAUUCCUAAGAUAUGCUCUUUUCCAAUUUUCACCCGAUCCGGAGAAGUGAGUGUAUCACUCGACAUUUGUCCCACAAAAGUGGUCUUGACUGCAGAGCAGAAUGAAAAGGUGGUUGCUUUUCUCAACUACACUUUCUCCAGCGUGCUGAGACUGCAAAAGCACCUUAUGAUUUUCGGCCCUGAGUCUGCCGAAAAUUCUUAUUACAUUGUGCCCAUGAAGAAGCAGCCAGAGCUGCAAGUCGACUGGGAAUUCCUCGAUCUAAUUUGGCUACAAAGAGAAAUGCUUCCCACUGAAGUCGUUGAGGAGGAGCGCUCCAAUUUUGUGUUUGACCCCGCGAAAUACCAGGACGCAGUUGUCAUGCCCUGGUACAGAAACCAAGACCAACCCCAAUAUUUUUAUGUGGCUGAAAUUUGCGCCAACCUUUCGCCUAAAUCUGAAUUUCCUGGCGAGGACUACGCUACUUUCCAAGACUACUACUUGGCAAAAUACGGCCUGAAAAUAAAGUGUGUUGACCAGCCGCUGUUGGACGUAGACCACACAUCAGCACGCCUCAACUUUCUCACACCAAGGUACGUGAACCGAAAAGGCGUCGCCCUUCCAGUGAGCAGUGAGCACACAAAGAGGAAUAAGAGGGAGAAUCUCGAACAGAAACAAAUUUUAGUCGCUGAGCUAUGCGCCCUUCAUCCCUUCCCAGCUUCAUUGUGGAGACAAGCUGUCUGUUUGCCUUGCAUUUUGUACAGGGUCAACGGGCUGCUUCUUGCUGACGAGCUGAGGUGCAAAGUGGCCAUGGAGAUCGGCCUUGGCUUCACGCAGCUGCCAUCAGAGUUCAACUGGCCCCCGCUUGACUUUGGCUGGUGUUUGGCGGAUGUUCUGCAGAGAUCUCGAGAGGCGCUAAAAGCAGAGAAAGAAACGGUGCCAGAGUUGCCCGCCAUUCUCGACAAGCCCAAAGAGCCAAAAGAAGAGAAAAAAUCGGCGGAGAACAAGAUCGAAGCAGAUGAUGGCAAAGUAAAGGGCGGGAAGUCCUGGCUGGAAAUCGGGACGUGGUCCAAUGAAAUGGUGACUGCCGACCACGACGACGACGACUGUGAUAGCAUCACUGACGACAUGAUUUCCGACGACCUGCCGUCGAAUCUGACCAUGCUGUCCGGAGGGGAGGUGAUCGCAGACGGACCCGUCGGAGAAGACUGGGGCACGGGCAUCCAAAGCCACGGCAAAGUUCGCUACGGCUCGCCCACCAUCAUGCCGAGCCCCAGCGUCGCUGACGGCGGCUUUGGCACCUUCAACUCUUACUCGGAUUACAAUUCCGAGGACGAAUUUUCCGAAUUGUCUGACGAGUUGGACUACGUCGUGGACCACGAGCCAAUCCAGACGGCGCAUCCAGACGGACUGAGAAUAGAGUUCAAGGGCGACCACGUGGCCGAGGCCUUCGAUGACGGACCCUCUUUCGUCAUGCCCAACGAGGUGAUCACCGAGCCCGAGGACAGCUUUGCUUGGGACUGGCCCGAUUUGGGCCACGACUGGCAGCGAAUCAAGAAGAAAUACGAGGACAUAGUCGAAACCCAGCGAGAUAGGAUUUUGGACAGCGACAAGUAUCUCCCUUCUGACGCAACUGUGGUUAUCGAGCGAAAAAUCAUGGAUUACAAAAAUGAAAAUAUUCACCGCCACCAAAUAAUGCAAAGUUCUACAAAACUCGCUGAUGCCAUUGUUGAGGGAAGCGCGGACGUGAUUGGCUUGUCAGAAGGACCGGUCCAAAUCCCUAAUAGAGAGGACGCAGGCGAAAUUCACGACGAAACUACUAUAAAAAAACUGAAUUUCUCGUUUGACGAGCAGCCCACUUUGGAGGAUCAUCCAGGACCCAGUCCAAGCAUCCUCCUGCAAGCGCUGACCAUGUCAAAUGCCAACGACGGAAUCAACCUGGAGCGCUUGGAAACCAUCGGCGAUUCGUUUCUCAAAUACGCCAUCACAACCUAUUUGUACUGCUCACACGAGAAUAUUCACGAGGGCAAACUUAGUCACUUGCGCUCAAAACAAGUUAGCAAUCUGCAACUGUACCGUCUAGGCCGGGAAAAGCAGUUUGGCAGAUCAAUGAUCGCCACUAAAUUCGAGCCGCAUGACAACUGGCUGCCUCCUUGCUACUACGUGCCGUGGAGACUGGAAAAGGCGUUAAUCAAAGCUGGGGUUCCACCAGGCCUUUGGAACAGACAAGAUCUUGCCAUGCUCAGACAUCUCGAUGACGAAACCAUUAACAAGAUUGUGUGGGAGAAGAAGAACGAACUGGACUCGUUGCAACACGACAACUGUGCCGACUCAGAGCACCUGCUUCCCUUCGUGCCGUACAACCUGCUUACCCAACACUCAAUCCCAGACAAGAGCCUGGCCGACUGCGUCGAAGCCCUCAUCGGCGCAUACCUGAUCGCGUGCGGUCCGAGAGGGGCUUUGCUCUUCAUGUCUUGGCUGGGAAUCAGAGUUCUGCCCAAGGAGACAGAUUCCAGUGAUAAUCAGCAGAAGUACGGAAAGGUGAAUCCACCCCCAUCCCCACUGCUGAGGAACGUGGUCAACCCUGAAGGUGAACUGGAAAAUAUGAUGUACGGAUUUGAGAAGUUUGAAGCAAGGCUCAAGUACAGAUUUCGAGACAGGGCUUACUUGCUGCAAGCAAUGAGCCACGCGUCUUACAGUCCCAACAGACUGACCGACUGUUACCAAAGACUGGAAUUCUUGGGUGAUGCAAUUCUAGAUUACUUAAUAACUCGGUACUUGUAUGAGGACGAGAGGCAGCACUCGCCAGGGGCGCUCACUGAUCUCCGGUCUGCACUUGUAAAUAACGCAAUUUUCGCCGUACUUGCUGUGAGACACGGGUUCCAUCAAUUCUUCCUGCACCUCUCACCUGGGCUAGCUGAAGUAAUCCAGAGGUUUGUCCGGCUCCAGCAGGCAAACAACCAUUGCCUUGCUCCUCAGUACUACGUUCUUGGAGAAAGCGACGUUUCUGAAGUAGAAGAUGUUGAGGUUCCGAAAGCACUUGGUGAUCUUUUCGAAUCUGUCGCUGGUGCCAUUUUUCUGGACAGUGGAAUGUCGCUGAACGCUGUUUGGCACACAUAUUAUGCCAUGAUGGCUCCAGAGCUGGAACUCUUCAGUGCUCACGUUCCUAAAUCGCCAAUCAGAGAACUCCUCGAGCGAGAACCAGAAACCGCCAAGUUUGGGAAACCCGAGAAACUUGCUGAUGGUCGAAGGGUUAGAGUGUCUGUGGAAGUAUUUGGACAAGGUGUCUUCAGAGGCAUUGGACGCAACUAUCGCAUUGCCAAAAGCACAGCAGCCAAAUGUGCUCUCCGUCAUCUCGCUCAGCAAAGAUAUGGAACUAGCGAUGCAAAUCGUACUCAUUGAAAUAAAACAAUUUUCGCUAGCACAAA
Messenger RNA from Cloeon dipterum, 5961 nucleotides. RefSeq names its product Endoribonuclease Dcr-1 (gene Dcr-1). Gene Ontology annotation, molecular function: protein binding; ribonuclease III activity; deoxyribonuclease I activity. Bases 101 to 5935 code for a protein of 1944 amino acids. The transcript has 21 exons. Gene Ontology annotation, biological process: siRNA processing; apoptotic DNA fragmentation; pre-miRNA processing. Gene Ontology annotation, cellular component: nucleus; RISC complex; cytoplasm. The record is from RefSeq and is a predicted model, not a curated record. Lineage: Eukaryota; Metazoa; Arthropoda; Insecta; Ephemeroptera; Baetidae.